Capsicum annuum is the source of this 1805-nucleotide messenger RNA. RefSeq names its product COBW domain-containing protein 1. NCBI's taxonomy places the organism in Eukaryota, Viridiplantae, Streptophyta, Magnoliopsida, Solanales, Solanaceae. Gene Ontology annotation, cellular component: cytoplasm. The coding region runs from base 137 to 1513 and encodes 458 amino acids. The record is from RefSeq and is a predicted model, not a curated record. The transcript is spliced from 10 exons.
GGGCCGGCCUAAACCCUCUAUCCUGGAUAGUAGUAUAGUGUAUCAGAUAAACCCUUUUCUCCGUUCCACACGCCCCGCAUAAUAUCUUGUUUAACUGCUAACCCCUAAACCAACACCAAGUGCACCUUGUUCAGCCAUGGCUUCCUUUUCCAUAGAUAUAGCCACCACUUUUAUGGGACUGGCCAAGCGUCAGACUCCACAUCUUCAUGGUCUUCGUACAGCAGUGUUUCCGUGUCUGUGGAAAACUAGAAAAUUUCGGAGGCCAAUUUGCUCGACUACUUCAUCUUCGAGAAUUAGCUUUACAAUUAAUAAUUCUGCUAAAGCAAAUAGAUUUUCUCGAAGAUUUAGUGUGUCUGCUACUUCUACUUCAACUCCACAAAGCGAGGAAUCCGAUGUGUUAACUAAGGUUCCUCCCGAUAAUCGAAUUCCGGCUACCAUUAUCACUGGUUUCUUGGGUUCUGGAAAAACUACCUUAUUGAAUCACAUAUUGACUGCCGAUCAUGGAAAACGUAUUGCUGUUAUCGAGAAUGAGUAUGGUGAAGUGGAUAUUGAUGGUUCUUUGGUUGCUGCAAAAGCUGCUGGAGCGGAGGAGAUUAUGAUGCUUAACAAUGGGUGUCUCUGUUGCACUGUGAGGGGUGAUCUAGUUAGAAUGAUUGCAGAGUUGGUCAGUAGAAAGAAAGGGAAAUUUGACCAUAUUGUCAUAGAGACUACAGGAUUGGCAAAUCCUGCACCAAUUAUUCAAACUUUCUAUGCGGAGGAUCAGGUUUUCAACGAUGUUAAGUUGGAUGGUGUUGUUACGUUGGUUGAUUCUAAACAUGUUGGUCUUCACUUGGAUGAGACUAAGCCAAAAGGUGUGGUCAAUGAAGCAGUCGAGCAAAUAGCUUAUGCUGACCGUAUUAUAAUAAACAAGACUGAUCUUGUUGGUGAGUCCGAAGUUUCUUCCUUGAUUCAGCGAAUAAGGAACAUAAAUAGUAUGGCUCAUUUGAAAAGGACACAGUUUGGAAAGGUUGAUUUGGAUUAUGUUCUAGGGAUUGGAGGCUUUGAUUUGGAAAGAAUUGAGAGUUCAGUUGGUGCUGAAGGUUCCAAGGAAGAUCAUUCUAGCCAUAGUCAUGAUCAUGAUCACCAUGAUCAUGAUCACCACCACCACCAUGACCAUGAACAUGAUCACAAGCAUGAACAUCUUGAUCAUCACCAUUCUCACGAUCACACUCAUGACCCUGGUGUUUCUUCUGUCAGCAUAGUUUGCGAAGGGACCUUGGAUCUUGAGAAGGCUAAUAUGUGGCUUGGAACGUUGCUGAUAGAACGAAGCGAUGACAUAUAUCGGAUGAAGGGCCUUUUAUCUGUUCAGGGAAUGGAUGAGAGAUUUGUCUUUCAGGGAGUCCAUGACAUAUUCCAAGGUUCUCCAGAUCGGCCAUGGCGGUCAGAUGAACCAAGAACAAACAAGAUAGUAUUUAUAGGGAAGAACUUAGACGGAAAGGAAUUAGAGGAAGGCUUCAAAGCCUGUUUAACAUAAAUCUCGGAUUCUGGUUGCUAUUCUCUUAAGGUUGAUGACAAAAUAAUGUGAGUGUUACAGCUAAUUGGUCAGCAGGGGAGAGGAAAUUUAAGCAUGAUCGACUUGUCGAUAAAGAAACAGCAGAAGACUUUGUGGCCCCAAUUGGAAAUACAAAUAAAUUCUGCAGUUUUGUGUUGUCAUGUACCCUUUUCAGCGUCUCUGUAAAAUGACAAAUAUAUUUUGUUAUUCAUAGCUCCAGUCGUGAAUAACUUGUAAUAAUUGUUUUCCGUUUAGUCUCUUGUUUUGCUUUGCA